GUCUGUUUCGUACUCCAGCCGCCGAAAAUGACGACGGUACAGAAGAUAAAAGAAAUCGAAGAUGAAAUGGCCAAGACGCAGAAGAAUAAGGCUACGUCUUAUCAUCUGGGUCAACUCAAGGCAAAACUCGCAAAACUCCGCCGAGAACUUAUCAGCCCAAGCGGAGGCUCUGGCGGGGGAGGCGGGGGAGUGGGCUUCGAUGUUGCGCGUACCGGCGUUGCGAGUGUCGGGUUUGUAGGCUUCCCCUCUGUCGGAAAGUCAACACUAAUGUCCAAACUCACUGGCACACAUUCCGAAGUCUCCGCGAUUGAUUUCACAACACUCACUACCGUCCCUGGCACAGUAAAAGUACACGGUGCACCAAUACAAAUCCUUGAUCUACCUGGUAUCAUUGAAGGUGCUGCUGAUGGUCGAGGAAGAGGUCGACAGGUCAUUGCGGUAGCUCGGACAGUAAAUUUGAUAUUCAUUGUUCUUGACGUCUUGAAACCUUUGGGCGACAAGAAAAUAAUCGAGAGCGAGUUGGAAGGCUUCGGUAUCCGGUUAAACAAGCGACCACCAAAUAUCACCGUCCGCAAGAAAGAAAAAGGCGGCAUUGCUAUAACCCACACAGUGCCACUAACGAACAUUGACCACGACGAUAUCAAGGGAAUUUUGAACGAAUUCAAACUGAGCAACUGUGAUGUCGCCAUUAGAGAACCAAACGCCACAGCAGACGACCUCGUAGAUGUCAUUGAAGGCAACCGGGUUUACAUUCCAGCAAUCUAUGUUCUCAACAAGAUCGACGCAAUCUCCAUCGAAGAACUCGACUUGCUCUACAAAAUCCCGAUGUCUGUCCCAAUCUCUUCCAAAGAGUGGCUGAACGUCGAUGAGCUGAUCGCAAAGAUGUGGGAAGCACUCGACCUUGUCCGAGUUUAUACGAAGCCACGAGGAUUAGCACCAGAUUACUCUGCUCCUGUCGUCCUACGCCGGGGCAAAUGUUCAAUCGAGGACUUCUGCAACGCCAUCCAUAAAGAGAUCGCCAAACAAAUGAAAUAUGCGAUUGUCUGGGGAGCCAGUGCCAAACACGCUCGAGGUCAAAAAGUUGGUCUUGAGCAUAUGUUGGAUGAUGAAGACGUUGUCCACAUUUCGAAGAAAUGA
This is a messenger RNA of Mycena indigotica, 1137 nucleotides long. RefSeq names its product OBG-type G domain-containing protein. Gene Ontology annotation, cellular component: cytoplasm. Gene Ontology annotation, molecular function: GTP binding; GTPase activity. The record is from RefSeq and is a predicted model, not a curated record. Bases 28 to 1137 code for a protein of 369 amino acids. Gene Ontology annotation, biological process: cytoplasmic translation. The transcript has 13 exons. NCBI's taxonomy places the organism in Eukaryota, Fungi, Basidiomycota, Agaricomycetes, Agaricales, Mycenaceae.